AAGCGAUCUCGGCAGUCCACAAUCUUUGACAGCCAUCAGUGGUUGUGUUCGGGAGGAACCGAAGAGUAGAAUGAUAAUUAUUGUCGCCUAAUUUAAUGUAAAACUGAUGCGGCCCAGAAAAACAUCCUGAAAAAGUGUUCCGAAGCUCAAGUUGGAGGAAAAAACAGUGUGCACAUUAAUGUGGUGGCCAUUACCCACGCGAACAGUUUGCAAUCAGAGUGCCAGCGAUGCUGCACAGCUCAAAAUCCGUGUCCCACCCUUCGGCAGGAAGCAAGCAUUCCAGCAGGGAAAGUUCUCCCCAUCGGACGUCCAUUCAUGAGCAAUUAAAGCAAACUGGUGCCAUGAAGGUGGAGAGCCCACUGCAGCGUACAUUCGCCGAAAGCCGGGAGAUGGAAGAAGCAAUGGGGUUCGAGGGUUCCGGAGGUGGUGGUCAUCACGACGCCCAUAAAGAUUCCGAGGAGACUGAUGGCUUAUCGGGUCAGAUGGACGAGAAUGACGGGGGUCUUACGACGAUUUCGCAGCUGAGUAAUGAUUCGGGUGACAAACUGUUUGAAAAAGGACACCAUAGGACUAGCAGUUCACUGGCCCAUAAUCGGAUUAUUACGAAAAUUGCGUGCACAAAAGAAUCUAUUAAGAAGGAACAAACCACUAGAGAUGCGAACGUCAACGAGUACUUAAAGCUUGCUGCUAGCGCGGAUAAGCAGCAACUUCAGCGAAUAAAAGCAGUGUUCGAGAAGAAGAACCAGAAAAGUGCUCAUAAUAUCUCACAGUUGCAGAAAAAGUUGGAGUCAUACAGUAAAAGAUAUAAGGACUUGCAAUAUCAUCAGAGUCAGAAGCAACAGCAGAGUCAUCGUCAACCGAGGGAAAUGCUAAGAGACGUGGGCCAAGGCCUGCGGAAUGUUGGCGGAAACAUACGAGACGGUGUAUCCGGACUGUCGGCGACCGUCAUGUCUAAACCUAGGGAAUUCGCUCAUCUAAUCAAAAACAAGUUUGGUAGUGCCGAUAAUAUUAAUCAACUUGCAGCAAAUCACAACGUCAUCGAUAUGAAUCGUGAUUUGACUGCAUCUAACAUAGACGACUCGGUGUCGUUUCACUACGACAACCUUAGCAGUUCGAACGUCGGCAUUCAUGGAGUGUGUCUGGAUCCAGCUGAUACUAGGGUUAUUUCUAAUACAAGAAUAGUGGAAGACGCGAGCGGCAAGUAUAGCGAACACGAAAGCGAAUGCAGCAGCGUUACGAGUGAUAGUAUUCCGCUAAGCUCCGGAAAACAUCGCAGACUCAGAAGUCAGCAUUGUACAAACUACAAAGCAAUGGGUGAUAUUCGAGAUGGUUAUGACCGAAUGAAAACAAAGUUGGAGCGAUUGGAGCUUAUGCAUAAGGACGUGACGGAUCUGGCCAUUGCGCUGGAAACGGAGCGAUAUCGCACGGAACGACUGGAGGAGCAAGUUAACGACUUAACCGAACUUCACCAGAACGAGAUUGAAAAUCUAAAACAAGCCAUUGCCGACCUGGAGGAGAAGGUGCAGUAUCAAAGCGACGAGCGGUUGAGGGAUGUUUACGAAAUCAUGGAAAAUUGUCAGACACGAGUUUCGAAGAUGGAGCAUCUGUCCCAGCAGCAAUACGUUACAAUCGAGGGAAUUGAUAACUCCAAUGCUCGUGCGGUGGUGGUCAAGCUCAUCAAUGUCGUCCUGACCGUGCUGCAGGUGAUUCUGCUUCUGGUCGCCACGGCAGCCGGCAUCACGAUGCCUUUUCUGCGAACCAGAAUCCGCGUCCUGACCACUGUUGUUUGUAUAGUUAUGUUAGCGUUUAUGGUUCGCCAAUGGACAGAUAUAAUUAGUGGCUUUAGCUAUCUGGUUCAAAAACUGGGAAUCUACUUUCAAUCGGAAUGAGGCGUUUAAUUCGUAAGUGAAUCGUUUUAAAAACUAUCAACUAUCAAGCUCUACGAACAAUUCAAAUUAAUGUAAUUAUUCGAAAUAAAGUUGCUCUAAUCACA
This is a messenger RNA of Culex pipiens pallens (northern house mosquito), 1993 nucleotides long. RefSeq names its product transmembrane and coiled-coil domains protein 2 (gene Dmtn). The record is from RefSeq and is a predicted model, not a curated record. The coding region runs from base 228 to 1889 and encodes 553 amino acids. Gene Ontology annotation, cellular component: endomembrane system. Lineage: Eukaryota; Metazoa; Arthropoda; Insecta; Diptera; Culicidae. The transcript has a single exon.